AUGAGCAGCGAUGACUCCUCCCUUAUGGCUGGGAUCAUUUACUAUAGCCAAGAACAGUACUUCCGCCAUGUGCAGCAGGCCGCGGCCUUGGGCCUGGAAAAAUUCAGCAAUGACCCUGUCCUACAGUUCUUUAAAACCUAUGGGAUCCUCAGGGAAGAGCACAUCCAGGAUGCCAUCAGCCACCUGGAGAGCAUCCGGAAUCAUCCAGAUGUGUCCUUGUGCUCCACCAUGGCCCUCAUUUAUGCUCACAAGUGCUCUGAAACCAUCGACCGAGAAGCCAUUCAGGAGCUCGAGAGCAGCCUGAAGGAAAUCCGCAAGACAGCCGGCGCAACGGCGCUCUACUAUGGCGGCCUCUUCCUCUGGCUCAUGGGCCGCCAUGACAAGGCCAAGGAGUACAUCAACCGCACCCUGAAGAUCUCCAGCAGCUCCAGAGAGAGCUAUGUGCUCCGAGGCUGGGUGGACCUCACCUCAGACAAGCCCCAUACCGUGAAGAAAUCCAUCAAGUACCUGGAACAAGGAAUGCAGGACAGCAAAGAUGUGCUGGCGCUGAUGGGAAAGGCAACCUACUUCAUGUUGCAGCAGAACUACACGGGGGCGCUGGAGGUGGUGAACCAGAUCACCGUCACCUCAGGGAGCUUCCUGCCUGCCCUGGUCCUAAAGAUGCGGCUAUUCUUGGCUCAGCAGGACUGGGAGCAGACGGUCGAAAUAGGCCACAGAAUCCUAGAAAAAGAUGAAUAUAAUAUCGAUGCCUGCCAAAUCCUAGCUGUGCAUGAGCUUGCAAGAGAAGGCAACAUGACCACAGCUGCCAGUCAUGUUAGAAAUCUGAUUAAGGCACUGGAGACAAGAGAGCCUCAAAAUCCAAGCCUCCAUCUUAAAAAAAUUCUUGUGAUUAGUAGGCUGUGUGGGAGGCACCAGGCGAUUCUGCGGCUAGUGUGCAGCUUCAUCGAGUGCACAUUCAUGGCCACACCCUCCUAUGCCCAUGUGGCCACAGAGCUGGGCUAUCUCUUCAUCCUGCAGGACCAAGUGAGGGAGGCAUCUCUGUGGUACUCGGAGGCCAUGAAAUUGGACGAGAGCAGUGUGGCUGCCUUGACAGGGAUCAUCUGGUGCCAGAUCCUGGACGGCCACCUGGAGGAGGCUGAGCACCAGCUAGAAUUCCUGAAUGAGGUGCAGCAGUCCCUCGGAAAGUCUGAGGUGCUGGUUUUCCUCCAGGCCCUUCUGGCAUCCCGGAAGCACACGGGCGAGCAGGAAGCCACUGCACUCCUGAAGGAGGCUGCAGAGCUACACUUCUCCAGCAUGCAGGGCCUCCCCCUGGGCUCCGAGUACUUCGAAAAACUGGACCCCCUCUUCCUGGUCUGCAUCGCCAAGGAGUACUUGUUCUUCUGCCCCAAGCAGCCCCGGUCACCAGGCCAGAUGGUGUCUCCACUCCUUAAACAAGUCGCCAUGAUCCUGAAUCCUGUAGUCAAAGCAGCGCCAGCUCUGAUGGACCCUCUGUAUGUGAUGGCUCAGGUCAAGUACCUCUCAGGAGAGUUAGAGAAUGCCCAGAGCACUCUGCAGCGCUGCCUGGAGCUGGACCCCACCUCCGUGGAUGCCCACCUCCUCAUGUCCCACAUCUACCUGGCACAGGGCAAUUUUGCCAUGUGUUCUCACUGCUUAGAGCUGGGCGUCAGCCACAAUUUCCAGGUCCGAGACCACCCCCUCUACCACUACAUCAAGGCCAGGGCCCUCAACAAGUCUGGGGACUAUCCAGAAGCCAUAAGGACACUGAAAAUGAUCAUAAAAUUACCAACUCGGAAGAUGGAAGAAGGCAAGAAGUUCCGUGGGCCCUCUGUACAGCCCAGCGAGCGGGUGUCCAUCCUACUGGAACUGGCAGAUGCCCUCCGGAUGAAUGGGGAGCUGCAUGAGGCCACCAAGGUCAUGCAGGAUGCCAUCAACGAGUUCAGUGGCACACCAGAGGAGAUCCGCAUCACCAUCGCCAAUGCGGACUUGGCCCUGAGCAAGGGGAACGUGGACAUGGCGCUGAGCCUGCUGAGGAACAUCACGCCCAAGCAGCCCUGCUACACGGAAGCCAAGGAAAAGAUGGGCAACAUCUACCUGCAGACCCGCAAAGACACCCGCCUCUACAUCGGCUGCUACCGGGAGCUCUGCGAACACCUGCCUGGUCCCCACACCAGCCUGCUACUGGGUGAUGCUUUCAUGAACAUUCAGGAGCCCGAAAAGGCCCUGGAGGUUUAUGAGGAGGCCUAUAGAAAGAACCCACACGAUGCAUCCCUGGUCAGGAGGAUCGGGCAAGCCUAUGUGAAGACCCACCAGUACACCAAGGCAAUUAAUUAUUAUGAGGCCGCGCAGAAGAUCAGUGGACAGGACUUUCUGUGCUGUGAUCUGGCUGAGCUGCUCCUGAAGUUAAAGAAAUUCAACAAGGCAGAGAAAGUUCUGAAACAAGCACUGGAACAUGACUUUGUCAAAGACAUCCCGACCAUGAUGAACGAUGUCAAGUGCUUGCUUUUGCUGGCAAAGGUUUAUAAGAGUCAUAAAAAGGAAGAUGUGGUGGGAACUUUGAAUGAGGCCAUGGACCUCCAGUCUCGGAUACUGAAGCGCGUUCCACUGGAGCAACCAGAAAUGAUCCCCCCCCAGAAGCAAAUGGCAGCCUCCAUCUGUGUCCAGUUUGGGGAGCACUACUUGGCAGAGAAGGAGUUUGCCAAGGCCGUGCGGUCUUAUAAGGAUGCCCUCUUCUACUCACCCGUCGACAAUAAGGUGGUGCUGGAGCUGGCGCGGCUCUACCUCCUGCAGGGGCAGUUGGACUUGUGUGAGCAGCACUGUGCCAUCCUCCUGCAGUCGGAGCAGAACCAUGAGACCGCCUCAGUGAUGAUGGCUGACCUGAUGUUUAGAAAACAGAAAUACGAAGCCGCUGUCGAUCUCUACCGCCAAGUCCUGGAGAAAGUGCCAGACAAUUUUGUGGUAUUGAAUAAACUAAUUGAUCUGCUAUGGAGAAGUGGCAGACUUGAAGAUGCCCCUGCCUUCUUUGAAUUGACCAAGAGGAUGUCCAGCCGCGUUCCUUUGGAGCCAGGGUUCAACUACUGCAGAGGCAUCUACAGCUGGCACAUAGGGCAACCCAACGAAGCACUGAAGUUCCUAAACAAAGCGCGCAAGGACAGCACUUGGGGCCAGAGUGCCACCUACUACAUGGUGCAGAUCUGUCUGAACCCAGACAACGAGAUCGUGGGCGGAAAGGUUUUUGAGAACCUGGUGGCUGAGAGCAACUCCACCGACAGGAAGGACUCGGAGCAGCACGGCGUGCGCACCGCGGAGAAGCUGCUGCGUGAGUUCUACCCGCACUCGGCCUGGGGCCAGACCCAGCUGCGGCUCCUGCAGAGCCUCUGCCUGCUGGCCACCCGGGAGAAGGCCAACGUGGAGGCGGCGCUGGGCACCUUCAUCGAGAUGGCGCAGGUUGAGAAGGACAGCGUACCCGCCCUGCUGGCCACGGCACAGGCCUACGCGCUGCUGAAGCAGGUCCCCAAGGCGCGCACGCAGCUGAAGCGUCUGGCCAAGGCCCCGUGGGCGCUGGGCGAGGCGCAGGACCUGGAGAAGAGCUGGCUCCUACUGGCUGACCUUUACUGCCAGGGCGGCAAGUUCGACCUGGCCACCGAGCUGCUGCGGCGCUGCAUGCAAUACAACAAGUCCUGCUGCAAGGCCUAUGAGUACAUGGGCUUCAUCAUGGAAAAGGAGCAGUCCUACAAAGAUGCAGCCACCAACUACGAGCUGGCCUGGAAGUACAGUCAUCGUGCCAGCCCUGCCAUUGGCUUCAAACUCGCUUUCAACUACUUGAAGGACAAGAGAUUUGUGGAGGCCAUUGAAGUCUGCCACCAUGUCCUCAGAGAGCAUCCUAACUACCCCCAAAUCAGAGAAGAAAUUUUGGAAAAGGCCCAAGGGUCUCUGAGGCCCUAG
Molecule: messenger RNA, 3942 nt
Organism: Neomonachus schauinslandi (Hawaiian monk seal)
Lineage: Eukaryota; Metazoa; Chordata; Mammalia; Carnivora; Phocidae
Gene: TTC21A
Product: tetratricopeptide repeat domain 21A
Biological process (GO): protein localization to cilium; intraciliary retrograde transport
Cellular component (GO): intraciliary transport particle A
Molecular function (GO): protein binding
Source: RefSeq, a predicted model, not a curated record